This is a messenger RNA of Myotis davidii, 2415 nucleotides long. It is a transcript of the gene GRIK1, whose product is annotated as glutamate ionotropic receptor kainate type subunit 1. Gene Ontology annotation, molecular function: transmitter-gated monoatomic ion channel activity involved in regulation of postsynaptic membrane potential; kainate selective glutamate receptor activity. Gene Ontology annotation, cellular component: plasma membrane; postsynaptic membrane; kainate selective glutamate receptor complex. Bases 1 to 2415 code for a protein of 804 amino acids. NCBI's taxonomy places the organism in Eukaryota, Metazoa, Chordata, Mammalia, Chiroptera, Vespertilionidae. The transcript has 18 exons. The record is from RefSeq and is a predicted model, not a curated record. Gene Ontology annotation, biological process: synaptic transmission, glutamatergic; modulation of chemical synaptic transmission.
AUGGCGGCUGUAAUGGGCUGUGAGGCGUCCUUCGUGCGCCAUCGUCAUUACAGGCCGUCGCCGCUCAUUCCGUGUCUGGAUGGUUUCAUGGUCAUUGAAAUGCAGCUUCUGACAGGGAGCUCGGCCGAUAGUCCCACACACGCCCCACAGGUGCUGAGCGUGGGAGGAGGACUCGGGGUGGCCGUGGACCUCGGCGAAGGCGGCGUUUUUGAAGCUGCGGAGAACGAGCCAGCCAACGUGGAGGAGCUAGCCUUCAAGUUCGCCGUCACCAGCAUCAACAGGAACCGCGGCCUGGUGCCCAACGCCACCCUCACCUACGACAUCCAGAGAAUCGCCCCUUUCGACAGCUUCGACGCCUCGCAGAGAGGUCUGAUCCGCCUGCAGGAGCUCAUCAAGGCGCCCUCCAGACACAACCUCCGGCUCCGGAUCCGGCAGCUGCCACCCGGGACCCAGGACACCAAGGCCCUGCUCAAGGAGAUGAAGGGGGCCCGCGAGUUCCACGUGAUCUUCGACUGCUCCCUGGAGACCGCCGCCCAGGUCCUGCAGCAGAUCCUGUUCAUGGGCAUGAUGACCGAGCACUACCACUACCUCUUCACCACCCUGGCCCAGUGGGACGGCCUGACCGGGCGGAUCGCCUUCAACAAGACGGACGGCCUGAGGAAGGACUUCGACCUGGACAUCCUCGGUCUCGGGGAGGAAGGCACCGAGAAGCCUCCAGGCCCCGCCCAUUGGAACCCCAGGCCCAGGCUUGCCCCGCCCCCUCAGCCUGAGUGGCACCACCUCCUGGAGGAGCCCUACGUGAUGUACAGGAAGUCGGACCAGCCCCUUUUCGGAAAUGACAGGUUCGAAGGGUACUGCCUGGACCUUCUGAAGGAGCUGUCCUCCAUGCUGGGCUUCAUUUACGACGUCAGACUCGUCCCCGACGGCAGAUACGGAGCCCAGGACGACCAGGGCGAGUGGAACGGGAUGGUCCGGGAGCUGAUGGACCACAGGGCGGACCUGGCCGUGGCCCCGCUCACCAUCACCUACGUGCGCGAGACGGUCAUCGACUUCUCCAAGCCCUUCAUGACCCUGGGCAUCGGCAUCCUCGACCGCAAGCCCCGCGGCGCCAGCCCCGGCGUCUUCUCCUUCCUCCGCCCGCUGGCGCCCGACGUCUGGCUGUGGGCGCUCCUCUCCUGCCUGGGCGUCAGCUGCGUGCUCUUCGUGGUUGCGAGGUUCACGCCCUACGAGUGGUACAACCCCCACCCGUGCAGCCCGGACCCGGACGUGGUGGAGAACAGCUUCACUUUGCUGAACAGCAUCUGGUUCGGAGUUGGAGCCCUCAUGCAGCAAGGGUCGGAGCUCGCGCCCAAGGCGCUGUCCACCAGGAUCCUCGCCGGCAGCUGGUGGUGCUUCGCCCUCGUCAAGUCUAGGAUCUCCACCUAUGAGAAGAUGUGGGCCUUCAUGGGCAGCAGGCAGCAGACGGCCCUGGUGAGGAGCAGCGAGGACGGCAUCCAGCGCGUGCUCACCGCCGACUACGCGCUGCUCAUGGAGUCGACCAGCAUCGAGUAUGUGACCCAGAGGAACUGCAGCCUCACGCAGAUCGGGGGCCUCAUCGACUCCAAGGGCUACGGCGUGGGGACCCCGAUGGACAGCCCCUCCCUGUCCCUGCAGAAGUCUAGGAUCUCCACCUAUGAGAAGAUGUGGGCCUUCAUGGGCAGCAGGCAGCAGACGGCCCUGGUGAGGAGCAGCGAGGACGGCAUCCAGCGCGUGCUCACCGCCGACUACGCGCUGCUCAUGGAGUCGACCAGCAUCGAGUAUGUGACCCAGAGGAACUGCAGCCUCACGCAGAUCGGGGGCCUCAUCGACUCCAAGGGCUACGGCGUGGGGACCCCGAUGGGCUCCCCGCUCCCCCCCCUGGUGCUGGGGGCCGGCCUGGUGCUGUCGGUGUUCGUGGCCGUGGGCGAGUUCCUGUACACGUCCCGUGGGAGCAGCGACGCCCAGCAGUGCCUCUCCUUCAACGCCAUCAUGGAAGAGCUGGGCAUCCCACUCAAGAACCAGAAAAAGUUAAAGAAAAAGUCGAGAACUAAGGGGAAAUCUGCCUUCGCCAGUCUCCUCACUUGUCGCCCGAGACGGACUCUGCGCAGGGAGGCGGCGGGGCCUCCCAAGACGGCGCCCGCGGGCAACUGCCAGCACGGGGGCCAUCAGCGGGUCACCAUGAAGUCAGUGCAAGGGCAUCUCUGGCCGAAGGCGGGGCGACCUCAUCUGGGCUUCCUGGGCGGCCUCCUCAAGCUGCCCCAGAAGCAGCGCUGUGAGCCAUGCCCCUUCGAGGGCGGGGCCGGCCUCAGCAGGACGAAGGCCGCCCUGGGGGAAGGGCAGCCCUUGGUGCCUCAGCCCUUGGUGCUCCUUGCGAUGCUGGGAGCCGCCUUCGGCUGA